ACACCCACCAACAUCCUGCUCCUCUCUCUGGCUUUCUCAGAUUUUCUUGUGGGCACUGUGCUGAUGCCAAUACAAACAUUACAAAUAACAUAUUGUUGGUUUCUUAAUCCAUUUCUCUGUUCUCUUUAUAUGUAUGUUAUCGACAUCAUUUUAUUUUCCUCAGUCAUAAACAUGGUGCUCAUAUCAGUUGACCGCUAUGUGGCUAUUUGUGACCCUCUGCAUUACACCAGCAGAAUCACUGUGAACAGAGUUAAAUUCUGUGUUUGUCUCUUAUGGUCCUGUUCUGUUGCCUACAAUAGUUACUUCUUUCUUCUGCAUCUUAUUCAACAAUAUUUCAGUUUUGUCUGCUUUGGAAAUUGUGCCAGUUUAUCGAAUAACAUUGCCACUUCCCUUCAACUUGUUUUAAACUUUAUUAUUCCUGUUACUGUCAUCAUAGUUUUGUAUAUGAGAUUAUUUUUUGUGGCUAUGUCUCAAGCUCGUGCCAUGCGCUCUCACAUUACAGCUGUCACAAAGCAGAUUUCAGUGACUAAAACAGCAAAGAAAUCUGAGCUGAAAGCAGCCAGGACUCUUGGUGUUUUGGUAGUUGUAUUUCUAAUGUGUUUCACGCCAGCUUACUUUGUAAGUGUUGGGACGGUUAACUUCAUCAUUCAUCAUUCACUUGCAUACUUUGUUCAGUAUCUGUACUAUUUUAACUCGUGUCUAAACCCUGUGAUUUAUGCCUUGUUUUACCCCUGGUUCAGAAAAACAGCUAAACUCAUUGUUACUCUUCAGAUACUGCAGCCUGGCUCCUGUGAGGCCAAUAUACUGUAG
Messenger RNA from Centropristis striata (black sea bass), 810 nucleotides. Its product is annotated as trace amine-associated receptor 13c-like. The record is from RefSeq and is a predicted model, not a curated record. Gene Ontology annotation, biological process: G protein-coupled receptor signaling pathway. The annotation marks the transcript as partial. Gene Ontology annotation, cellular component: membrane. The transcript has a single exon. NCBI's taxonomy places the organism in Eukaryota, Metazoa, Chordata, Actinopteri, Perciformes, Serranidae. Gene Ontology annotation, molecular function: trace-amine receptor activity.